This is a messenger RNA of Acanthopagrus latus (yellowfin seabream), 2659 nucleotides long. It is a transcript of the gene il2rb, whose product is annotated as interleukin 2 receptor, beta. Gene Ontology annotation, biological process: cytokine-mediated signaling pathway; immunoglobulin mediated immune response. The transcript is spliced from 10 exons. Gene Ontology annotation, molecular function: cytokine receptor activity; protein binding. Gene Ontology annotation, cellular component: external side of plasma membrane. Lineage: Eukaryota; Metazoa; Chordata; Actinopteri; Spariformes; Sparidae. The record is from RefSeq and is a predicted model, not a curated record. Bases 272 to 1963 code for a protein of 563 amino acids.
UCCUGUCAGCCCCAGACACAGGCUGCGGUCGCAAGUGGAAAAUGUCACUGGGCACUUUAAAGAAAAUGAGAGAGGGGCAAGAGUGAGGAGAUGGAGGGAUGAGUGACAGAAAGACCGAGAGAGAGAAAGAGAGAGAGAGAGAAAGAGAGAGAUUGCAUAAGUGAGAAAGAGAAAGAAGAAAAGGAAAUCUACCAAACUCGUCAGUCCAGAAGAGGGGACGACGAUGAGUUUCCUCUCAGGGACCCCCUGUGACUCUUACUGACCCACGCGCAUGAGUCAUAUUGGUGUGGCCAUGGAGAUCCUGUGGUCCUCGUGCGUCCUGGUGGUCCUGGUUUCAGUGGGUGCAGCUCACUCUCACACCGGCUCACAAGGACUCUCCUGCGUAAAUGACUUGGUCAGCACCGUCAGCUGUAAAUGGAACGGUGCUCCGGUGGCUCCUGGUGUCAACUGUUUGAUCAUCGGUGCCAAGACCAUUUUGACUCACAAGGACAACAAGAAAAUUCCCACCGAAAUGAUUCGAUCUUGCAAGCUGGAACAACAUGGAAACUCUCCUUCAGGCUGCAGUUUUGUUUUUGAAAAUCAAAUGUUCGACUGUUUCAAAGUCAUGCCCUACAUCAAAAUGGAGUGUGAUGGCACGUUGGUGGAGAAGAUGGAGGGAUAUGUUCAAUGCAAUCACAUCAAAAUGAAUCCUCCAGGUGCUCCCACUGUGAACAGCACUGCCACUGACACCUGGAUAUCAUGGAGUACAGGCAGCCCUCACUCAGACUUCAUCAAAGCUUUUAAAUUCCACAUUCAGAUCAGAGAGAAUGGACAAAAAUGGCAGGAGGCCCGCAAUAUGUCCAGGCAAACAUCAACGCUAAAAAUACCUUCUCACGAACUAAAUGGGCACUACCAUGUCAGGGUAAGAGUCCUCCCCCUUGACUUGGAUCAUAGCCACUGGAGCAACUGGAGUCCAAUUACAUCCUGGGUCGUAAGAAACAAGGAGGACGUGCCACAGGAAGAAGAAUGGCUUCUGGAUCAGACACAACUCAUAACGUGGGGAGGGAUAUUCAUCUUCUCUCUAUUCCUUAUUGUAAUGCUGGUCAUUUACAGGAGUUGCGCGAUCAAAGGGCUCCACAAAGAGAAGCCGGUACCAAACCCUUCAAAAUACUUCCACACUCUCCACUCUGUCCACGGGGGAAACCUUAAGAAAUGGCUGAAUCCUCUGUCGGGCCCCGACUCAUUCUUCACAGCCCAGCCAUGUGACCACAUCUCCCCGGUUGAGUUGUGUGAAAGCUCUGACGUGGUCCCCUCCACCUUCCCCUCCUCCAGCUCCACCAGCGCCCUGCUCCACUUCAAGAGCUACCCCUCGGCCGGCUCGGACACCAGCGGCGUCGCUGACAACUCCUCCUCUCUGUCCGACUUCUCUAACAGAGGCUACUUUCUGUCCAGCUCCUCCGGCGGCUCAGCUCGAUCCGACCCCAAUCCUGCCUACUUCACCUACAAGGAUGAUUUCCACAAUCAGCACAACAGCCACCCCCUCCACCUCUCCCUGUGCCUCUCGUUCACCUCCUGUCCGACCUAUGAGAGCUUGAAGAGGGAGCCGCAGAGCCCCGACUCUGGCUUUGGCAUUGGGAAGGAAGAUGAAGAGGACAAUGGAGGUUUAAAUGUUGAGGGUGUAGAAGAGGAACAGGUCUCAGAUGUUCUCCAGACCUCUCCUCUCCUCAUCCUCCCUGUACAUCCUCCUCCCCAGAUGUGUCCCCCUGCCUCAGCUCCGCCCCCUCCUAAUGCUCAGAGUCUGAUUCAGGAAUCCUCUAGUAGUCAGCAGGUAGAUACACCCGUGGCAGCUGCCAGUAGUAGCUAUGCAGCGUGGCCUUUGGCCAGUGCCAUGUGUAGGUCUACCUCCAUGCCCGUGGAGCCCUGUAGAACAGGCUAUCUGACGCUCAAAGAGCUGCAGACAACAUUCAGCAAUAAAUCCAUCUGAAAACUACUUAAAAUGCAUCUGGAAGAAGCCCUUUCUCUCAUAUUAGGUUUAUAUAGAGAUGCUACAGGUGUCAUUGUUAAAAAAAAAAAAAUUGCGGUGCAGAUAGCAGUGGGGAAGUUUUACGGUAAUUCACCAUUUCGUCCAAAAUAGUACACCUAUGGAGUUUUACAAUAUGUUUCUAUAGAGCGGUUUUCUCAGAGCAAGAUUUUCUCACACUCUGAGCCAGAACGCUCCACUUCAGUAGCACUUCUUAUCUAUUGUCUUCACAGAGGGGGUUUGUUCAUGUAUCAUUCAUAACCCUUCACAUUUUAUUCCUCAAACAUGCCAGAAGUGUAUUUUUGUUGAAAGUAUUUUCAGAUUUGUUAAUCGGUAAAGAGAGACAUCCAAAGUUCUCUCUGCGAAAAGCUUUGAUUCUGAUAUGUCAACACAAUGAACCGAGCUUUCUCCAGUGUUAUGAUGUCUGUUAUGGAAAGUCAUGCAAAUUAGAUAAUGCCUCAUCUCUAUAUUUCAACGCCAUUUAAAAGCAAUCUGACUGUGGAUGCAAGCAUCUCCAGAGAAUAUAUGUCUUGUUCGGUUUUGACAUUUUUACAAAUUGCAUAUUUUUAAAGGAGACAUGUUGUGCAAAUGUUAAGGUUUGAGUUACAACUAGAAUAGGCUGACAUGCUUUGGUGCUCAUAAAACACAUCAGUUUUUUCA